Molecule: messenger RNA, 3558 nt
Organism: Perognathus longimembris pacificus (Pacific pocket mouse)
Lineage: Eukaryota; Metazoa; Chordata; Mammalia; Rodentia; Heteromyidae
Gene: Foxo3
Product: forkhead box O3
Exons: 4
Coding region: 325-2346 (673 amino acids)
Biological process (GO): regulation of transcription by RNA polymerase II
Cellular component (GO): mitochondrial matrix; nucleus
Molecular function (GO): RNA polymerase II cis-regulatory region sequence-specific DNA binding; DNA-binding transcription factor activity, RNA polymerase II-specific
Source: RefSeq, a predicted model, not a curated record
CUCCCUGCGUGUGUCUAUAACUUUGUGCUGCUGCCGCGGCCGCCCAGCUCGUGGAAGGGAGGAGGAGGAAUGUGGAAGGCGGCGGCGCGCAGGCUGACAGGCGGUUCCUCGGGCGGGCUGCAGCGGCGGCCGAAGCGCCUCUCCUUCGCCGGGGUUGCGCACCCCCUCCUCGCCGUGCCCCGCGCCCGCGCGGGGUUCUCCGUCCUCCCGCCUCGUCCCUGAAGGGAAAGAACCGAGCGGCGCCCCGGAGCUGCAGCCUUCGCGGCGCCCCCGACCCUCCCCGCCGCACCCCGCCCCGGCGCGAGCGGCCGGCCGGCGGCGAAGAUGGCAGAGGGACCGGCCUCCCCCCCGGUCCCGCUGUCUCCCCUCGAAGUGGAGCUGGACCCCGAGUUCGAGCCUCAGAGCCGCCCGCGCUCCUGUACGUGGCCGCUGCAGAGGCCGGAGCUCCAGGCGAGUCCGGCCAAGCCCUCGGGGGAGACGGCCGCCGACUCCAUGAUCCCGGAGGAGGACGACGACGAAGACGACGAGGACAGUGGCGGCCGAGCCGGCUCGGCCAUGGCGAUCGGCGGCGGCGGGAGCAGCGCGUUGGGCUCCGGGCUGCUCCUGGAGGAUUCGGCCCGGCUGCUGGCUCCCGGAGGGCAGGACCUGGGCUCCGGGCCGGCUCCCGCGGCGGGCGCGCCGAGCGGGGGCCCGCAGACGCCUCUGCAGCCCCAGCAGCCCCUGCCACCGCCGCAGCCCGGGGCGGCCGGGGGCUCCGGGCAGGCGAGGAAAUGCUCCUCGCGGCGGAACGCCUGGGGGAAUCUGUCCUACGCCGACCUGAUCACCCGAGCCAUCGAGAGCUCCCCGGACAAACGGCUCACGCUGUCCCAGAUCUACGAGUGGAUGGUGCGCUGCGUGCCCUACUUCAAGGAUAAGGGCGACAGCAACAGCUCUGCUGGCUGGAAGAACUCUAUUCGGCACAACCUGUCACUGCACAGUCGAUUCAUGCGGGUCCAAAAUGAGGGGACUGGCAAGAGCUCUUGGUGGAUCAUCAACCCCGAUGGGGGAAAGAGUGGGAAGGCCCCCCGGCGCCGGGCCGUCUCCAUGGACAACAGCAACAAGUACACCAAGAGCCGGGGCCGCGCGGCCAAGAAGAAGGCAGCCCUGCAGACUGCCCAGGAGUCGGCCGACGACAGUCCUUCCCAGCUCGCCAAGUGGCCCGGCAGCCCCACCUCCCGCAGCAGCGAUGAGCUGGACGCGUGGACAGACUUCCGCUCACGCACCAAUUCCAACGCCAGCACCAUCAGCGGCCGCCUGUCGCCCAUCCUGGCGAGCACAGAGUUGGAUGAUGUCCAGGACGACGAUGCACCCCUCUCCCCCAUGCUCUACAGCAGCUCAGCCAGCCUGUCCCCCUCGGUGAGCAAGCCGUGCACCAUGGAGCUGCCGCGGCUCACCGACAUGGCGGGCACCAUGAAUCUGAACGAUGGGCUGACUGAGAACCUCAUGGACGACCUGUUAGAUAACAUCACACUCCCGUCAUCCCAGUCAUCACCCACUGGGAGCCUCAUGCAGCGGAGUUCUAGCUUCCCGUACACCGCCAAGGGCUCCGGCCUGGGCUCCCCAACCAGCUCCUUUAAUAGCACGGUGUUCGGACCCUCCUCUCUGAACUCCCUGCGCCAGUCUCCCAUGCAGACCAUCCAAGAGAACAAGCCAGCCACCUUCUCUUCCAUGUCGCACUAUGGCAACCAGACACUCCAAGACCUGCUCACUUCGGACUCACUCAGCCACAGCGAUGUCAUGAUGACCCAGUCAGACCCCCUGAUGUCUCAGGCCAGCACUGCUGUGUCUGCCCAGAACUCCCGCCGGAACGUGAUUCUUCGCAGUGACCCCAUGAUGUCUUUUGCUGCCCAGCCUACCCAGGGGAGUUUGGUCAAUCAGAACUUGCUCCACCACCAGCACCAAACCCAGAGUGCUCUUGGUGGCAGCCGUGCCUUGUCGAAUUCCGUCAGCAACAUGGGCUUGAGUGACUCCAACAGCCUUGGGUCAGCCAAACACCAGCAACAGUCUCCUGGCAACCAGUCUAUGCAAACCCUCUCGGACUCUCUCUCAGGCUCCUCCUUAUACUCAACUAGUGCAAACCUUCCUGUCAUGGGCCACGAGAAGUUCCCCAGCGACCUGGACCUGGACAUGUUCAAUGGGAGCUUGGAAUGUGACAUGGAGUCCAUUAUCCGUAGUGAACUCAUGGAUGCUGAUGGGUUGGAUUUUAACUUUGACUCCCUCAUCUCCACGCAGAACGUUGUUGGUUUGAACGUGGGGAACUUCACUGGUGCUAAGCAGGCCUCAUCUCAGAGCUGGGUGCCAGGCUGAAGGAUCACUGAGGAAAGGGGAAGUGGGCAAAGCAGACCCUCAAACUGACACAGGACCUACAGAGAAAACCCUUUGCCAAAUCUGCUCUCAGCAAGUGGACAGUGAGACCGUUUACAGCUUAACACCUUUGUGAAUCCCGCGCCAUUUUCCUAACCCAGCAGAGACUGUUAACAGCCCUUUACCCUGGGUGAAGCACUUACCCUUGGCACAGAACUCUAUAAAGUAUGCAAAAUCUUCCUGGUACGGGGUGGUGAGCCACCUGCCAGCGGAGGACAGCACCCAUCAGCACCGCCCAGUCUCCUUCAGAGCACAUCGGGAGCCCCCACGGACGAUUCUGUGGUGUUUCAAUAGCGUGAUGGUUUAUGGGAUGUGUUAAGUGUUGUUUAGUGUUUGUUUUCUUUUGACCCUCUGAGUUUUCCACACACAUUAACUUGCAGUAUUUUUCUGUUAACAUGUUAACCAUCCUUUCCCCAGGCACAUUUAGAAACAGAAGGAAAAUGUUAAACCAUUGUGGCUUUGGGCAUCACUAGCUUUGGAGCCCAUGGAACUCCAUAAACUAACACAUUAUAUAAACUAGAUGGUGGGGGGGAUUUUCUUUCUUCUUUUGUUUGGCAAAAUAUCCUUUUCUAAAAACUGAACAAUGGCACAAUUGUUUGCUAUGCACACCCGUCCAGGACUGAGCCACGCGUAGGUGACACAGCACAGCCCGCACCCGAGCCCGCGUGUUUGUGGUUCUCAGCCUCUGGGUAGGGUGGUCUGUGGGGGAGACCCGCCGGUCACCUGGGACUUGGUCUCUCAUCAGUUUCUUCAGCUACUGCAGUGGACAGUUUUGAGCUGGUAGGUUAGAAGUUAAGAUCUUUUCAGGAAAGCAGUAAGUUCAGCCAUCCACUCUUUGCCAAAUGCCACAGUUUUCAGGAGAGAAGAAAAAAGGAAAAACAAUGUGUCUUGUUUUGCUUUUCAGAAAAAAAAAUGAGCUUACAGUGAGCUAUGAGCAGAGGCCACACCAAGUCAUUAGGAGGACAAGUCUCACUUCACCAUUUCAAAUCCACAUCCUUGAUUACUUUCAGCCUUGCUGCGUAGAAUCUGAUCUUGUAGAAGUGUAUGAGUGAAAGGCAAUAGCAUACAAACUGAUUUUUUUAAACAUAAGCUUAAGUUGCAGUUGUAUAAGAGAUACAAUGGAAGUAAAAAUAGGGCAGUUUAGACAUUUUUUUU